UCACAGGAGACAUUGGAUUUAACCUGUAGAGAAGACCCAUGUUUUGUGAAAUUCUCAGAGAGGGAAAAGAUUGCAAACCUUCAAGCUGAAAUCAAUGAGGUGAAGCUGAAAAUUGAAAUGCUGCAGCUGGAGAAAGAGACAGCAGACAUUGCUCACCCUUUUUAUUUGGGCAAAAAAUGUGAGGUUUUGCAAGAUAUGAACAGGCACUUGGAAGCUGUGCUGAAAGAGAAGAGGGCUCUUAGAAAGAGGUUGAUAAAGCCCAGAUGUCAAGAGAGCCUGCCUAUUGAGGCUACUUUUCACAAGUACAUAGUAGAGUUGUUGACUGAGGCCGUGACUUUCAUCGAGAGGCUUGAAAGCCAUUUGCAGACGGUUAGAAGCAUCCCUCAGAUACCGAAGAUGAUGAAGGAUAUGGACAUUGCUAUGAAAAAAACAGAGGUGCUUGUGAUGGACUUGGAGGAGCUGGCAGACCAAAUACUGAAAUGGAGAGAAGUGCAAAAAGAAGUGUAUUCUGACAGCAUCCGCAAUAUUGCUGAAAUGGACUUCAAUUUAUCUUUAACCUGA
This is a messenger RNA of Apaloderma vittatum (bar-tailed trogon), 561 nucleotides long. It is a transcript of the gene HAUS2, whose product is annotated as HAUS augmin-like complex, subunit 2. Gene Ontology annotation, biological process: centrosome cycle; spindle assembly; microtubule nucleation. NCBI's taxonomy places the organism in Eukaryota, Metazoa, Chordata, Aves, Trogoniformes, Trogonidae. The transcript has 5 exons. Gene Ontology annotation, cellular component: centrosome; HAUS complex; mitotic spindle microtubule. The record is from RefSeq and is a predicted model, not a curated record. The annotation marks the transcript as partial.